This is a messenger RNA of Vitrella brassicaformis, 1116 nucleotides long. The record is from the annotation of a GenBank genome assembly. Lineage: Eukaryota; Vitrellaceae.
CAGGUGUCCUAGGCAAACAUACGCAUGCACAUCGCACAUGCAUCCUACCCGUCCCAUCCCUCACUCGGCGUGUGUUCAAUGCUGUUGCGCUUCCUUCUACGGUAGCUUUGUUCUUGACUGUACACACACCAGCUGCUGCUGGCCUCUCGACUCAAGCCUGUAUCUGCCGCACGAGUCGUGAUGGCCCUCCUCCAGGAACCUGCGUGUCAUCACGAGACAGAUACGCACAUACAAACGUCCGUCGCUUACUCGCGGGGUGAGCCGUUCCAGCCGCACAUCUCGCCCCCCUCGUAAGCGUGCAUUUCCUCCAUGAAAUCACGACGAGUGAUGCCCUUCUCCUGAACACACAGGAAUGCAUCAGAGCUGCUGUGUGUCCUUUGUGUUGUCUGGUGCAUGCCGCUACCAGCCGACCGACCGGGUCUUUGGCUUUGAUGGCGAGUGUGAGCAGGACAUUCUCGAAGUCCGUAUACUUGCCGAUGCGGCCCAGCUUGCACUUCUCGAAGUCACGCCAGCCUGACGCACACACAGAAGGGGCGGGGCCACACGUGCAUUCACGAAUGAGGAUGGGAUCGGUGCGGACGCACCUUGGUUGGGCUGCUGGCGGUAGUGCUCGGGUACGUUGGUGAUGAUGAUGCUGGGAUACGGGUAGACUACCACCUGCCACAUAAUCCAUCCAUCCAUCCGUCCAACUGAAGAAGUGCAGUUGGCAUACCUUCAUUUUCUUCUCGUGCUCCUCAGGGUCGUCAGCGGCCGAGUGAACGUACUUCCGGAGUCCCUCCUGGAAGUCGGGGGCGUAGAUGCCUCCGAGAUCGAUGAACUGCGGCUCGUUCGGGCGGCUGGCCUUCUUGACCUCCUUGAGCACCUCCUGCAGACCCAUGCAGCACAACAGAUGGAUGGAUGGAUGGAUGGAUGGAUCUGUGCCAAUUCCAUGGUGCAAUUGUCGGCACGUACCUUCAGACGAGCCUCAUAGUUCUCGGCCGACACUACGCCCUUCUGGUGGGCCACCUCCUGCCGCGGCGCUGCCGACGACGAGCUCAUGGUGAAAAAGGGCGAUGGUUGCACACACCGACGAUGUUGACGAUGGACACGCAGGCCGAGAACACCAGGACGUGGUCC